AUGACACGCACAGAAAGCCCACACUCCCAACCCACCGGUGGCGAGUACAUCUGCGAAGAACUCGCCCGUCGAGGAGUCAAACAUGCCUUCGGCAUCUCCGGUGGCGCCAUCUUCCCCGUCUUCGACCGCCUGCACUCCAACCCCCCACUGACCCUCACCCUGACCCUCCACGAACAAGGCGCUGGCCACAUGGCGGAAGGCUACGCCCGCGCGUCCGGCCGACCAGGCGUCGUCUUCGUGACAUCCGGCCCGGGGACCUCCAACCUCGUCACUCCGCUGAUGGACGCCUUGAUCGACGGGGUCCCCCUUAUCGCCAUCUGCGGGCAAGUGCCCACCCCCGCACUGGGCACUGGGGCUUUCCAAGAGAUCGAUUCGCUGGGCCUCGCGAAGACGUGCACGAAAUGGUGCGGCAUGCCGACGGAGGUGGACGAGUUGCCUGCGUAUCUCGCCCAAGCGUUCGACGCCGCCACGACCGGCCGACCUGGCCCGACAAUGCUGGUGAUCCCGAAGGAUGUGGCUAAAGCCCGCCUGAGCCCUCGCGCGGUCGAGCAGAGCCCUAACUUACAGGAGAACCCCUCCCCUUCCGAGUCCCUCCCGACUCCAUCCCAGAAGACACUGGAUGAAGUCGCCCGAUUGCUGCGCCGCGCACAGAAACCCGUCAUCAUCGCCGGCCAGGGCCUUCUCAACGCCACCGACGGGCCAGCACUGCUGCAACAUCUCACGGAAAUCCACCCCAUCCCCACCACAACCACCCUACUCGGUCUAGGCGCCUUCGACGAACUCAGCCCGCUCGCGCUGGGCAUGCUCGGGACAUAUGGCACCGUGCCCGCUGACCUGGCGGUGCAACACGCGGACUUGAUUCUUGCGCUGGGGGCACGGCUGGACGAGCGUGCGGUCGGGAGCGCGGCGGAGUUCGCACCCGCGGCGCGCAAGGCGGCCAAGGAAGGACGGGGGGGCAUUGUGCACUUCGAUAUCUGCCCCCAGCAUAUGGGGAGGGUGGUGAAGCCCACAGUAGCGGUGGCGGGGGAUCUCGCGAGGACGCUGCCUUUGCUGCUGGAGCGGGUGCAGUCGAUGCCUCCGGGGGCGGGGGCGGAGUGGGUGGAGAGCGUGCAGCAGUGGAAGAGGCAGUAUCCGCUGGAUCUGCAGCCCCUGACCCCAACCGGAAAGGAACCGAUGCCGCAAGAGGUCAUUGCGGAGCUGGAUCGUCAGCUCAGUCCCCGCAAAGAUCGUACGAUGGUGACGACGGGCGUGGGACAGCAUCAGAUGUGGACGGCGCGGUAUUUCCGCUGGCGAGUGCCACGGGGACUCAUCAGUUCCGGGGGGUUGGGGACGAUGGGGUUUGGAGUGCCGGCGGCGGUGGGGGCGAAGAUGGCUCGGCCAGACUGUACGGUCCUCGAUAUCGACGGGGAUGCCUCGCUGUGUAUGACCAUGCAGGAGAUCUUGACGGCGGUGCAGUACGGAGUCGCCAUCAAAGUGCUGGUGCUGCGGAAUGAGGAGCAGGGGAUGGUGCAGGAGGUCCAGCGGGUGGAUUUCGAUGGGCGGAUCACCCAGGCGGACCACUUGAAUCCCGAUUUUGUCCAGCUGGCGGAGAGUAUGGGGGCGAGGGGGCGGCGAUGUGUACAUCGUGAGGAUCUGAGCGAGAGUAUCGCGUGGUUGUUGAAGACUGAGGGAGUGGCGUUGUUGGAGGUGGGGGUACAGGGAAGAGUGCCGAUGGUGCCCAAGGUGAAUGCAGGCAAGGGAUUGAAGGGUAUUCUGGAUGGAUUGGAUCACUGA
Aspergillus saccharolyticus JOP 1030-1 is the source of this 1773-nucleotide messenger RNA. Its product is annotated as thiamine pyrophosphate-binding protein. Gene Ontology annotation, biological process: L-valine biosynthetic process. NCBI's taxonomy places the organism in Eukaryota, Fungi, Ascomycota, Eurotiomycetes, Eurotiales, Aspergillaceae. The record is from RefSeq and is a predicted model, not a curated record. The transcript is spliced from 2 exons. Gene Ontology annotation, molecular function: thiamine pyrophosphate binding; acetolactate synthase activity; flavin adenine dinucleotide binding. The coding region runs from base 1 to 1773 and encodes 590 amino acids. Gene Ontology annotation, cellular component: acetolactate synthase complex; mitochondrion.